Molecule: messenger RNA, 1902 nt
Organism: Fusarium oxysporum Fo47
Lineage: Eukaryota; Fungi; Ascomycota; Sordariomycetes; Hypocreales; Nectriaceae
Product: transmembrane amino acid transporter protein-domain-containing protein
Exons: 2
Coding region: 271-1818 (515 amino acids)
Biological process (GO): amino acid transmembrane transport
Cellular component (GO): vacuolar membrane
Molecular function (GO): amino acid transmembrane transporter activity
Source: RefSeq, a predicted model, not a curated record
UAGGGAUCGUAGGAUCGCAACCUUGGUAUGGGAUUAUGCCUGGGAGUUGAGAUCUUCUCGCCCUCUUUAAAUGCAGCUCGUUUCCUAGCAUUUUCUUUCGCUCACACCUAGCACUCGCCUAGUUUGUGAUUUGUGCCUGGCCCACCUUUCUUCUUUUGUUCUUGUUGCGAUACCGUAACACCUUGAACCUGGUCAGCAUCGUGGUGUUUCAAUUCAACACAACACACCUACAGUCCUGACAAGCUUACACUCUCCUCUUACGCUGUCAUAAUGGCCGAAAAGACAUCUCUAGGUUCUCGAGGCGGAAGCCCUGACCCAGAACGUCGCCAAUCUCAACUCCAAACUCCUUCGUCACGAUGGGCGUCUCUGUUUGGUGGCGAGGGUGUCACUGCCGGACCUCGAAUUGCUCAAUUGCCCGAAUUUGUGAGGCGUGAUCUUUCAGACUCCGAGGAUUCAAGUUCUGCCAUUCUCAAUAAACAGCUGGCUGCCGAGCAGGGAGAACAAAUCCAGUACCGCACUUGUUCAUGGCAGAAGACUGCUGGUCUGCUUUUCAGCGAGUACAUUUGUCUUGCCAUUAUGAGUUUCCCUUGGUCGUACAGUGUUCUCGGAUUGGUGCCUGGUAUUAUCCUGACGAUUAUUGUUGCUCUCAUCGUUCUUUACACCAGUCUCGUUCUCUGGGAAUUCUGCCUCCGCCACCCAGAGAUGCGUGAUGUUUGCGAUAUUGGACAGAUGCUAUUUUGGGACAAGAAGUGGGCUUGGUGGGCAACUGCUGUGUGCUUCAUUCUCAACAACACCUUCAUUCAAGGUCUUCACGUUUUGGUUGGUGCCAAGUACCUCAACACCAUGACCGAAGCCGAUGAUGUUGGUAGCUGCCGGACCGUUAUGUUUUCGGUCAUUGUUGCUGUCAUCAGCUGGAUUUGCUCCCUGCCCAGGACGUUCGACAUGAUGGCCAAGCUCGGAACAGCAUCGGCUUUCUUCACAUUCAUUUCCGUUCUGCUUGCUGCCAUCUUUGCCGGUAUUCAGGAUCACCCAUUUGGAUAUGAUCCUGCGAAGCUGGGCGAGCCUAUUGUUACAGCUAUCCCUGUUAAGGGCACGACCUUUGUCAACGGAAUGUCCGCUUUUCUCAACAUCAGCUACACCUUCAUCGGCCAGAUUACCCUGCCCAGCUUCAUUGCAGAGAUGCGAGAUCCCCGGGACUUCCCCAAGGCUCUGUGGGCGUGUACGAUUGCUGAGAUAAUCGUUUUCAGUCUCGUUGGAGCCAUCGUAUAUGCUUAUACCGGCAACCAGUAUGUCACCGCGCCGGCUUUUGGUUCGCUCGAGAAUGUGUACAAGAAGGCGGCCUUCUCGUUCAUGAUUCCUACCAUCAUCUUCCUUGGCACCCUCUAUGCCUCAGUAUCGGCUCGCUUCGUCUUUUUCCGACUCUUCCGAAACUCCAAGCACUUGAAUAGUCACACUCUUGUUGGUUGGGGAUCUUGGAGUGGAAUUCUUCUUGUGACCUGGAUCUUUGCUUUCAUCAUCGCCAUGGUCAUCCCUUUCUUUAACUCUCUGCUUUCCGUUAUGUCGUCUCUCUUCGAUAGUUGGUUUGGCUUCAUUUUCUGGGGAGUUGCCUAUUUCCGAAUGCGCAAAGCCGAUAAGGAGAUUGGUCGACGACAUGGCAAGAUCGCUGAUCUUACUGGAAACAUUGUUAACCUCAUCUUGAUUGCGAUUGGUAUCAUGUUCCUUACUGUUGGUACAUAUGCCAGUGUACAGGGCAUUAUCGACCAGUACGAGGCUGGUACCGUGGCUGGUGUAUUCUCUUGUGCGUCCAACGGUCUUUAAAAUGAAGCGGAGAGAAGGGAGAAGUUGUAGAGAAAUAAGUUAUGCAAUGAUACCCGGGGUGGAACAAUACACGCGGAGUUGGUU